CUCCCCUCCCCCCCAGCCCCUCUCAGAUCCCCUCCUAGCUUUCGCCCCUGGUCGCCCGCACUUGCCGCGCUGUUGCCCGCGCUGUCGUCGGGAGGUGGGUGAGGUGACGCAGAAAGCCCCGUUCCGGCGCCCAUCUACCCACUCACCGCUUGCCCGCGGCCAGGCGCUCCCCUGCACCUUCCGCCAUUUUCCCGCCUGCGAGGGAAAGAUGAAUGGGAGGGCUGAUUAUCGAGAGCCGAAUGCAGAAGUUCCAAGACCAAUUCCCCACAUAGGGGCUGAUUACAUUCCAACAGAGGAAGAAAGAAGAGUCUUUGCAGAAUGCAAUGAUGAAAGCUUCUGGUUCAGAUCUGUACCUUUGGCUGCAACAAGUAUGUUGAUUACUCAAGGAUUGAUUAGUAAAGGAAUUCUUUCAAGUCAUCCGAAAUAUGGUUCCAUCCCUAAACUUAUAUUUGCUUGCAUCAUGGGAUACUUUGCUGGAAAACUUUCUUACGUGAAAACUUGCCAAGAAAAGUUCAAGAAUCUUGAGAAUUCCCCUCUUGGAGAAGCUUUACGAUCAGGACAGGCACGACGAUCUUCACCCACUGGGCACUAUUCUCAAAAGUCAAAAUAUGACUCAAAUGUGAGUGGUCAUUCAUCUUUUGUGACAUCCCCAGCUCCGGACAACGUAGAAAAAGAGAUGCUUCCUCAUUAUGAGCCAAUUCCAUUCAGUGCUUCUAUGAAUGAAUCUACUCCCACUGGUAUUACUGAUCAUAUUGCCCAAGGACCUGAUCCCAACAUUGAAGAAAGUCCUAAAAGAAAAAAUAUUACAUAUGAGGAAUUAAGGAAUAAGAACAGAGAGUCAUAUGAAGUUACUUUAACACAUAAGACUGACCCCUCAGUCAGGCCUAUGCAGGAAAGAAUGCCAAAAAAAGAAGUCAAAGUAAACAAAUAUGGAGAUACUUGGGAUGAGUGAAAAAUUGCAUCAUUGGACCUACUGAAGGAGUUUCACUGUCCAGCUUCAUCUAGGUGGUCGUGAACAUCUGCAUGCUUUGAGCUCAGCAGCAGUCUUCAUAAACACAUUUAAACUAGAACCUGAGUUUUUGUGGUUUGGCUUAUUAAAAUGAUGUUUUAAAAACAGAUUUCAAUGUUAACAUUGUGUGAAUAUUCAUUUUGGGGAACUCUUUGAAUGAUGGUAUUAGGCCAUGAUUGUACACAGUUGGGUUUCAGGGCAAGGAUACUGCUUCAAUGAAAACAGGAUACUCUGUUAUUAAAGUAUCAAGAGAGUGUAAUGCUCUAGAAUCACCAUAUAUGGGAGUAAAUGAUACCUGCAUGUUCACUUGGGGUGGGUGGGGGGAGCGAGCAUAAUUUUAAGUGUGAAACUUUACAUCAAAAAUAAUUAAAAAGGCUUUCUCCAGUGUUUGCUGUAUUCUCUUAAAUGUUUAUGGUAAAUAAAAUUUAAAGGAACAUG
Molecule: messenger RNA, 1447 nt
Organism: Camelus dromedarius (Arabian camel)
Lineage: Eukaryota; Metazoa; Chordata; Mammalia; Artiodactyla; Camelidae
Gene: OCIAD1
Product: OCIA domain containing 1
Exons: 9
Coding region: 209-952 (247 amino acids)
Cellular component (GO): endosome
Source: RefSeq, a predicted model, not a curated record